This is a messenger RNA of Cucurbita pepo subsp. pepo (vegetable marrow), 1843 nucleotides long. It is a transcript of the gene PHR2, whose product is annotated as photolyase/blue-light receptor 2. Lineage: Eukaryota; Viridiplantae; Streptophyta; Magnoliopsida; Cucurbitales; Cucurbitaceae. Gene Ontology annotation, biological process: photoreactive repair. The record is from RefSeq and is a predicted model, not a curated record. Gene Ontology annotation, molecular function: DNA binding; FAD binding; deoxyribodipyrimidine photo-lyase activity.
UUUUCCGCUCUCUAAUCCUCACUGACUCCACCAACCCACCCCCCCAAAUCCUCUCAUACGCAGCCCGCGGCGCAAAUUUGUUGAGAGCGCCUCAAAAUCUUAUCUUCUUCCCCAUCUUUGAAGCUUCAAUCAUGGAUCCCAACUCCCAAAUCCUCGAAAAUUCUGAACCCAUCUCAUCGGAGGACCAGUCUCCGCCCGUUCCAGUUCACUCGCCGCCGUUCGCCGUCGCUUCUCUCACUUUAUCUCUCUCAACCGUCAUUCCCUCAAAUUUUCUUGUCCAACCCAGAUUUUCUGGUUUGUUUUCUCGGCAGCCAAACAAGGAUAAUGUCCCCACUCAAGCUGCUUCUCUUUCUCACUUACCCAUUUCCUGUUCUUCGCUCUGUCCCCCUAAAAUUUCCCUCAAAUCCACCGUUUCUGCUAACCCUCUUCAAAUCCCUCUCUCUUUAGGCCCCCGCCGUCCUUCAGAACCCUCCAAUGGCGCCGGGAUGCGUCGAGCUACCAUCGUUUGGUUCCGUAACGAUCUACGGAUUCACGAUAAUGAAUGCCUAAAUUCAGCUAAUAAUGAUUCCAUCUCCGUUUUGCCUGUUUACUGUUUCGAUCCGAGAGAUUACGGUAAGUCUUCGUCUGGAUUCGAUAAAACUGGACCGUACCGAGCCACAUUUGUGAUUGAAUCCGUCUCGGAUUUGCGGAAGAAUCUCCAAGCUAGGGGUUCUAAUCUCGUUGUUCGAAUUGGAAAACCUGAAACUGUUCUUGCUGAAUUGGCUAAGGAAAUUGGUGCUGAUGGAAUUUAUGCUCAUUACGAGGUUUCUCACGAUGAAAUGGAGACUGAGGAGCGGAUUGAGAGUGCGAUGAAGGAAGAGAAUGUUGAGGUUAAGUACUUUUGGGGAAGCACUUUGUAUCAUAUCGAUGAUUUGCCGUUCAAAAUGGAAGAUAUGCCGUCGAGCCAUGGGGCGUUUAGAGAGAGAGUUCAAGGGCUGAGUGUGAGGAAGACGAUUGAAGCUUUGGAUAAGAUGAAGGGUUUGCCUUCUCGUGGUGAUGUAGAGCCUGGGGAUAUCCCUUCUUUGUCUGAAUUGGGUCUCAACCAACCUGUGGCUAUGUCUAAGGAAGGAUGGCUAGCUCCCAAUACUUCUCAAGUGGGAGGGGAGACCGAAGCGCUUCAUAGGCUUCAAAAAUACGCAGCUGAAUGUCGAGCUCAACCACCGAAAGCGACGAACAACGGUGCUCAGAAUAGCAUAUAUGGUGCUACCUUUUCAAACAAAAUUUCUCCGUGGCUAACCAUGGGUUGCAUUUCACCUCGAUCGGUGUUUGAUGAACUUAACAAAACCGUUUCCAGGAAGCAUGAUGGUGGCAAUGGCACUGGAACAAACUGGCUGAUGUUUGAGUUAUUAUGGAGGGACUUCUUCAGAUUCAUUACCAAAAAAUACAACUCAACAAAGAAACAACCCAACCCAUCUCCAGCCACCGCUUGCACGGGCGCCCUUGCUUAGGGAGAGUCGAAAAGCAGGCAUAUCCUCAUGUUGCAGUCAUUUAGUGAUCGUUUGAACUACCCUAUGUUGCCUUUGUAAACGUUGUUUUUGGUACCGACUACACGUCUACCUCGACCCUCAUCUCAUCUCGUCUGGCUGAGUAGACCUCGCCUAGCUCUACCAAUAAAAGGAAUGUCUUAAAUUUUGCCCCCUACCUCAAAGAGUGAAAAAAAGAAAGAGCAAAAGAGGUCUUCAUUUUCCUGCUACUUUGUUUUCUGUUCAUGAACAUAAUUUCAGUUCUGCCUGUUACUUGGUAUGAAAAUGUAGAUUGACUUCUGUUGUGGGAUUCAACUUAUUGACUUUCUGUGGUUGGGAGA